CAGAGGCAAAACGUAACGUAGGUGCGUCUGGUUCCCAGGCAUGUGCCGUCAUAAUCCUGCAGAAGCUUGUGGUAUACUCGGCGCGGAAGCUAACAGCAAGUCGCAGGGCCCGGGCGACAGAAAGGCAUUCCAGAGUGGACAUUCGAGAGGGUAUAAUCCCCGCAUUAUAGCCCACAGCACCCCUGUUUGCAUGCAGCAGGGCUGACUGGUGGAGCGAGAGGGAGAGGAGAAAAAAAAGGGCAGGCGACCGUUGAGACGGGCGGACGGGAAAGGAUUGCGUCUUUCGCGAGGGGAGGGGGCCAAGCGAAAUUGGAGUCAAAGAUGGGGCGUGCCGCUGCCGACGGCUUCGAAAAGGGUUCCAGAAGAGAUCGCGCACGACAUUACCAUUUUAGAGCGCUACGCUAUGCGACUGACAUGAAGCAGCCUUUUCUUCUCGCUCUGGCUGCGGCAGCACUACUGCACGUCGUUUCAGCGAGUGCGGAUCAUCCUUCCCGCCACGAUCAAGCAGCGCGCACCCUCGAUCGCAUGGGCGCAGGUGGGCAUGGAUUGCGUGCCUACGUUAGAGGCGUGAUAUGUGUGUGUGGGCCUCUGGAGAGGGUGGUGCGAUGCGAACCUAAAUCACAAACCCUAACGUCGAACACAUGCUUUCGGGUGAGAUGUACCCGACCUAUGAAGGACGGCCGUUGCAGGCAAGCCGCGUUGCAGGCGAAGAGGAACGACAACCAUGCGACAUACUCGCUACCGCCGCCUUCUGCCGACAUAUCACCAGUCAAAAGCCCAUACCAGCGUCCGGGUCGCGAGCCAGUGUGGGCCGAGAAGCUCAAAAACCCACCGAACGCUGCUGCGUGCUCGCUGCGAACCGGCUUUGCGUGAUGGCAUGCGGCUAGGUUGCAUUUGCCUGCACCCUCUACCCCAUGCAGGGCAGUUCCAGCCAAUGCUGUAAAGCGCUGGGCGGCGCCAUUUAAUUAACCCUGGAAAUUCAGCAUGUUCGAUAGACACGUUCAUAUCCAGGGCUUGGCAUAUACAUGACGAUGGACCUAUAGCAGCCUCACAUAUACCCUUCGGUCCAAACUCUACUCGACAAUGCCUGGUUAUUACGCAGUGCGAUCCCACACCUUUGGUCCUUGCCUAUAUUCGCCGUGUUCCAAAGUUUAUGUCGCGACAUACGAACUCGAGCCGAUGAGCUAGUCGACGCUCUUGAUGAUCAAGGA
This is a messenger RNA of Alternaria alternata, 1211 nucleotides long. RefSeq lists its product as hypothetical. The coding region runs from base 322 to 873 and encodes 183 amino acids. The transcript has a single exon. The record is from RefSeq and is a predicted model, not a curated record. Lineage: Eukaryota; Fungi; Ascomycota; Dothideomycetes; Pleosporales; Pleosporaceae.